GUAACUAAGAAAUCGAGUGGCAAGAUCAAACGGAAGAAGGGGUUGUCUUCUUCUCCAUGUCGACAAAGGGCAAAAGGUUUCUAUCAGUGCCUGUGUUGGCAGUGUUUUCGUUAAUGUGUUUUGUGUAUUACAGUUCAAUCUUCGUCUUCCUCCAUGAUUGGCUCAAUUUGCAGAGUUCCCCGGGCACUUUGAAUGCCUAUCUCUUCUCUCUUUUUGCCUUUCUCUCCCUCUUCUCCUUCUUUUCCUGCGUUCUCACUGACCCCGGUCACGUGCCUUCUUCCUAUGCCCCAGAUGUUGAAUUCUCCAAAGAUAAUGAAGCACCGAAGAAAUGUGACAAAUGCUUUGUGUACAAACCUCCGAGGACACAUCAUUGUCGAGUUUGCAGAAGAUGUAUUCUGAAAAUGGAUCAUCACUGCUUGUGGAUAAAUAAUUGUGUUGGUUAUUGGAAUUAUAAGGCUUUCUUUGUUUUUGUAUUAUAUGCCACGAUGUCAAGUAUUUAUGCUACGGUCAUAUUUAUAAGCUGUGUAUUUCAGAAGGACUGGGACCCCAUUAAAGGGAGUUCUCUUAAGAUCUUUUAUGUCUUCUAUGGAACGAUGGUGGUGGGCCUGACCAUAACCCUUUUGACUCUUUUUGGAUGGCAUGUCUACCUUGUCCUUCAUAAUAUGACAACCAUAGAGUAUCAUGAAGGCAAUCGUGCAAAAUGGCUGGCUAUGAAGUCUGGGCAGAGCUACCGGCAUCCAUUCAACAUUGGUGCAUACAGAAACAUUACUUCGAUUCUAGGUCCAAACAUGCUGAAAUGGUUGUGUCCGACGGCGGUAAGCCAUCUAAAGGAAGGGGUUAGCUUCCCGACAUUACGUGAUAAUUCUUAGGCCUAUCUGGUGAGGUCAAGUCCUGAAUUAAUAGCAGGUGAUACCUAUGGAUCUUGAAGUGAGGAAUUAGUCCUGAAUUAAGAGCUCAUUGAUCUGAAUUAGAUACUCAGGACAAAGAUUUUAAAUAGAAAAGGAAAUUAGUCCUUUUGGCAAGGUUUGAAACAUUAAGGUUAUGCAAUGUGCUGAUAGAUAUCUUCACCAAAAUUGUUUUCCAAUGUCACUCUUUCACCAGCUAGGCUCCAUCAACGAUUGUUGAAAAUGGAAACUUUAUUAGAGGUUGUAAAUCAGGAGGUAGCACAUUUUUUCUUUGAUUUUAUUCCUCACAACAGAGUUGAGUCUUGGCAUAUUUAGAAUAGUUGCAGGCAUCUCAUAAUCAUAAAGGUUUUCUGAUAUUGUUGAUGGAGAUUUUCAAGAUUUUUUUGAUUUGUAGGUUUAGACAUAGUAGUUGAGGUAUCUUUUCUGUUCAUGUUAUUGAGAAAUGACCUUCAAUUUUAUAUUUCCUGUAUUAAUGACAUUCAGUUUGUAUGA
Vigna radiata var. radiata (mung bean) is the source of this 1397-nucleotide messenger RNA. RefSeq names its product probable protein S-acyltransferase 15. The record is from RefSeq and is a predicted model, not a curated record. Gene Ontology annotation, molecular function: palmitoyltransferase activity. NCBI's taxonomy places the organism in Eukaryota, Viridiplantae, Streptophyta, Magnoliopsida, Fabales, Fabaceae. Bases 57 to 869 code for a protein of 270 amino acids. The transcript has 7 exons.